Hyphopichia burtonii NRRL Y-1933 is the source of this 825-nucleotide messenger RNA. RefSeq lists its product as uncharacterized. Gene Ontology annotation, biological process: mRNA export from nucleus. The coding region runs from base 1 to 825 and encodes 274 amino acids. The record is from RefSeq and is a predicted model, not a curated record. Gene Ontology annotation, cellular component: nucleus. Gene Ontology annotation, molecular function: mRNA binding. Lineage: Eukaryota; Fungi; Ascomycota; Pichiomycetes; Serinales; Debaryomycetaceae. The transcript is spliced from 2 exons.
AUGUCUGAUAUAUUGGAAAAGUCUUUGGAUGAGAUAAUUGGAGAAAAUAAACCUGCCAGAAGACCGUCUCAACGUAAUGGAGGUGGUCCUAGAAGAGGUGGAGGAUCAAGAAGAUUUAAUCACAGAGGUGGUAGAGGAUCAGGUCCUGUUAGAAGACACGAUUCUUUCAAGCCAAACAACGCAAUACCAUUCGAAAUUCAAGAAGCUGCUGCUGGUAGACCGAUAUUAAGAGUGAAAAACAUUCAUCAAGAAUUAAACGGUGAAGAUUUAUCAAAUUUAUUUGAAACGGUGGCCCCUGUUGAAUUCAUCAAAUUUGAUCCUAAGAAAGAUAGCAUUGCUUAUGUUUGUUUCCAAUAUAACUUUGCUUCUAAUAAUUCGGAAGCUAUAUCUAAAUUUGAUGGUAGAAAAGCAAUGGGUAAGAUACUUAUUGUUGAAAAUGCUACUUCUUUAGCAGAACGUAUAGCUAUAGUUCCUCCUGAUAGGUCACAUCCGUAUGCUAGGGCUUCACGUGGAUCGUCCGGUCCAAAUCCGAGAAAUAGUAGAAAUGAUCGUAAUCCAAGAGUUAGACCUCCAAGAAGGGCCCCUAAACCUCAAAAGAAAUCAGCAGAAGAAUUGGAUAAUGAAUUGAAUGCCUAUAUGUCCGGUAAGUCUGAUGAGCAAUUAAGAGAAGAGGCUAGAGUCAAUAAACUUGAUAACGAAAUGGACAAUUAUUGGAAAGAUACUGGUGAUCAAACAGCAACCAGUGAACCUGUUAAUGGAACCACUGAAGCCCCAGCACCUACGGAAGCCCCAGCACCUACUGAAGAUUCAAUGAAUGUUGAUUAG